UUGAAAUGAUUGUGCAAUGACACUCGUAUCGCCCCUCCCAUUAAUUCCACAAUUUGUAGAGUUAAAGAGAAAAUUUGUUUUCAUCUCAAUUAUCGGAGAGGAUUUACUUGGAGAAAUCGAGAGGUAGAGUUCUUGGAGAGGGGAAAUAACGCGAAAAAAUGUCGAUGCGAGUGGAGAAAUCUGAUGAGUUCGGAGAUCUCGACGAAUUGUGGAAAAAAAUUUUCAACAGUGAAUUCACGGGAAGAUAUACGAGUGUAAAGGGGGUACGCCUUCCAGAAAUUUUCAACAAAUUUGCGGAUGAAAUCGAGAAUUUUGAGGUACGCGAUGAUGACGUCUGGGUCUGCAGUUUUCCAAAAGGAGGAACCACUUGGACCCAGGAGAUGGUUUGGUGCCUGGGGAAUGAUGUGGACCUCGAGGGUGCGAAGGCAGAUUUGUUCCAGCGAUUUCCGUUUUUCGAAGUAACAGCUGUUGUGGAUUACUCAGCAUUCAGAAAGAAAAAACCAGAUGACAGAUCGAAGAAACACGCAAUGACUAGCUUGGAAUUCUGCAGAACUCGAUCGUCUCCUAGAUUCAUCAAAACUCAUUUGCCAUUUCAGCUACUUCCUCGGGAUCUUCGCGAGGGAAAAACCAGGGCGAAAAUUAUUUACGUCUGGAGGAAUCCGAAGGACACAUGCGUAUCAUUUUUCCAUCACUCGAAACUGUUGGAGGGGUAUCGAGGAGACUUUGAGCUAUUUUGCAAAUUAUUUCUAUUUGACAAACUGUAUUGUUGUCCAUAUUGGGACCACAUCCUGGGAUUCUGGAAUAAUCGUAAUGAUAAAAAGCAUGAGAUGUUGCUGAUUAAGUAUGAAGAGAUGAAAUCAGAUUUAACAUCAGUAGUUCGGAGAACAUCAGAAUUCCUCGGAAAACCUCCACUUCCUCCAGAGAAACUGGCAAUUCUCAUGGAUCACUUGACCUUUUCGAAGAUGAAGAACAAUCCAGCUGUGAAUAAAGAGGAAUGGAUAGCGUACAUCAAACAAUUCGAUCUUUCCACGGAAGAUGGGAAAUUUAUGCGAAAGGGUGAAGUGAAUCAGUGGCAGACAGAAAUGUCUCCUGAAAUGUCUGAGAAGUUCGAUGAAUGGACUGCGGAGCACCUCAAGGCCUCCGACCUCACUCUCUAGAUGAAAUACUUUUUUCAUUCUUAUUACAAAACAAAGUAAUUGUUCACAGCAUUUACAUACCUCAGAAAUUAAAAUAAAAACUGUUCUAGAUUGUAAAAAUUGAUUCUUUAAAUAAAUGGGCAUUCUCUCAACAGAA
Molecule: messenger RNA, 1293 nt
Organism: Fopius arisanus
Lineage: Eukaryota; Metazoa; Arthropoda; Insecta; Hymenoptera; Braconidae
Product: sulfotransferase 1C4
Exons: 5
Coding region: 159-1157 (332 amino acids)
Biological process (GO): sulfation
Cellular component (GO): cytoplasm
Molecular function (GO): sulfotransferase activity
Source: RefSeq, a predicted model, not a curated record